UGGGGGAUUCGUCUUUGUGGGGCUGCAGGAGCGCCGGUGGUGAUUUUAAAUGCUCAAUACGAUGAGGUUUUGGCGGGUUCCAGGGGUUGUGGCGGAGGUAUAAAAGGAGCGCGCGCCGGUUUGCCUUCCUCUUUGUGACUCGUGCUAACGAUGACUAAGAAGCGAAGAAAUAACGGACGUGCCAAGAAAGGCCGUGGCCACGUCCAGCCCAUUAGGUGCACAAACUGUGCCCGCUGCGUCCCCAAAGACAAAGCCAUUAAGAAGUUUGUCAUCCGCAACAUUGUGGAGGCUGCUGCAGUUCGAGAUAUUUCAGAGGCCAGUGUCUUUGAAGCAUAUGUGUUGCCCAAGCUGUAUGUGAAAUUGCAUUACUGUGUCAGCUGUGCCAUCCACAGCAAGGUGGUAAGAAAUCGUUCACGAGAGGCCAGAAAGGACCGAACUCCACCUCCACGUUUCAGGCCAGGCGCCAGUAUCCCACGUGGACCUCCUCAGAAGCCUAUGUAAACAUGAGCGAAUCCUAUAAUUUGGUUUGAAGUAAUAAAAAUGUUGGACCAUUAAA
This is a messenger RNA of Carcharodon carcharias (great white shark), 556 nucleotides long. Its product is annotated as 40S ribosomal protein S26-like. Gene Ontology annotation, cellular component: cytosolic small ribosomal subunit; ribosome. Gene Ontology annotation, biological process: translation. Lineage: Eukaryota; Metazoa; Chordata; Chondrichthyes; Lamniformes; Lamnidae. The coding region runs from base 151 to 501 and encodes 116 amino acids. The transcript is spliced from 4 exons. The record is from RefSeq and is a predicted model, not a curated record. Gene Ontology annotation, molecular function: structural constituent of ribosome; mRNA binding.